CACUGUUCGCCAGCGCCUCCGCCAGUGUUCUAUAGGACGACGUUUACUUAUUCGCAUUCGCCUCCGCCUCCGCCUCCGUCACUGUUCUGUAGGACGACGCUUACUUAUUCGCCUUCGCCUCCUCCUCUGCUUUCUCCGCCGCCUCUCUGUUCUUCCCCAACCAACCCUCACGCUACCACCAUCGUCUCCGUUUCCGGCCUCAUUCUCUCCUUCCUCUCGCCACCGGAUCGCUUCGUGCCCUGCCCGUUGCACCUCCGGCCUUGCAGCCAGUGUCAUAUGAAUUAAAUCACUCACUCUCAUGCUGGAUCAUGUAAUCAUCUGCAGAUAUGGAUGUUGCUCAAUCAGGCUUGUUUCCGUUACAGCGUUGUAAAAUUGUGCACCUGCUUAGGCAUGCACAAGGUAUUCAUAAUGUGGAAGGUGAGAAGGACCACAGUGCAUACAUGUCUCCAGAGUUUUUUGAUGCACACCUUACUCCAUUGGGAUGGAAUCAGGUUGAUAAUCUUCGGAAACAAGUAAAAGCGUGUGGUUUGUCAGGGAAAAUUGAAUUGGUCAUUACGUCUCCAUUAUUGAGGACAAUGCAAACAGCAGUUGGAGUGUUUGGAGGUGAGAGUUGUACUGACGGAGUGAACAUACUUCCUUUGAUGGUUGAAAACACAGGGCACAGUGGUCGACCUGCUAUUUCCAGUUUGAAUUGUCCACCUUUCCUAGCAGUUGAACGAUGUCGUGAACGCCUGGGAGUUAACCCAUGUGAUAAAAGAAGAAGUAUAAGCGAGUGCCAACAACUUUUUCCUGCAAUUGACUUUUCUUUGGUAGAAAAUGAUGAAGACGUAUUGUGGAAAGCUGAUGUCAGAGAAGCUAAUGAAGAAAUUGCAGCUAGAGGAGUGAAGUUUAUCGACUGGUUAUGGACACGCAAAGAGAAGGAAAUUGCUAUUGUAACCCAUAGUGCAUUCUUGUUUUAUACUUUACAAGCAUUUGGUGGUGACUGUCAUCCUAUUGUGAAGGAGGAAAUUAGUAAAUACUUUGGUAACUGUGAACUGCGCUCCAUGGUUUUAGUGGAUAGAAGCUUGCUUGGUUCUGAAACAUCUAGUUGCAAUUAUCCUGGCAAGAUAUCGCAUGCCGAUGAGAAGCACGCAAGGAGAAAACAUAUCUAAAUUAACAUGGUCAAGUGUAGGUUAUGGUAUGCCAUCAAUCAGCUACAUAAAUGCAAGGAUUCAAGAGUUUUUGGACAAAUUUAUUGUUUGGACAGGAAUGCCUGUGCAUUCUUUUCUCUAAUCACUUAAUUAGCUAUAUAAAUGAAUCUUAUCUAGGCAUAUACUACUCCAUUUAAGGAAAUUGUAUCCUAUUAUUUUGAUUAAAUCCUGCUAGUUUAUAUUA
This is a messenger RNA of Zingiber officinale, 1374 nucleotides long. Its product is annotated as phosphoglycerate mutase-like protein 1. Gene Ontology annotation, cellular component: cytoplasm. Gene Ontology annotation, molecular function: phosphatase activity. Lineage: Eukaryota; Viridiplantae; Streptophyta; Magnoliopsida; Zingiberales; Zingiberaceae. The record is from RefSeq and is a predicted model, not a curated record. Bases 327 to 1151 code for a protein of 274 amino acids. The transcript has 10 exons.